Messenger RNA from Scophthalmus maximus (turbot), 11004 nucleotides. RefSeq names its product metal transporter CNNM4. Gene Ontology annotation, biological process: magnesium ion homeostasis; magnesium ion transport. NCBI's taxonomy places the organism in Eukaryota, Metazoa, Chordata, Actinopteri, Pleuronectiformes, Scophthalmidae. The record is from RefSeq and is a predicted model, not a curated record. Gene Ontology annotation, cellular component: plasma membrane. Gene Ontology annotation, molecular function: magnesium ion transmembrane transporter activity; sodium ion transmembrane transporter activity. The transcript is spliced from 7 exons. Bases 146 to 2884 code for a protein of 912 amino acids.
UUAUUAGCUGACCUGUCCCUGCCCGGUAGGCGGUGAUAACGUGUGUGUGUGUGUGUGUGUGUGUGAGUGUGAUGGAGGGGGGCGGAGCCGCUCGGACAUGAGUAAAUGACGUCAGCUUUUCAGGUCGCCGAGCACUGAAACAAACAUGGCGACAGAAUGGAGCGGGCAGCAGGGUUACGUCCUCACUGUCGUCGUCUGCCUGUGGAGCGCGGUCGGCGGCCGGAUGGAGGCGGCGGCGGCGGCCGGGCCCGGCGGCGGGGGCGGGGGCGGGGGCCAGGUGCUCGGCAUGCGGCUGGAGAGGAGCGACAAGCCCUCCAGCACCAACGACGACGGUGUCAUCCAGGUGACCGAGGAGAGCUCCGUGCAGCUCCGGUUCUACGGGGUGCAGCUUCACUCGGGUGCCUGGUCGCAGAUCCGCUUCACGGAGCUCACGGACGGCGGCGGCGGCGGCGCGGACGAAGAGGAUGAGGAGGAGGAGGAGGCGGCGGCGGCGCGGAGCGGCAGCGGCGCGAUGCGCUCGGCCGACAGGACCUGUGCGGAUUUCACGAAGGACAUCAGCGUCGGCACCUUCAUGAACGUCAGCAGUCGAGGCACGUCGGGGCUGCUCGCCGUGCGCGUCAAGCCGCUGCGCAAGAGCGAGCCGCGGAAGGAGUAUGCCCUGUGCACGCCGAGCGCGGACGGGAGCAGCUGGGUCCUGCUGGGCCACGGCGACGGGAAGCUGCUGGUGCUGGAGGAGAAGAGGUCCCUGCUGCCCGUGUGGCUGCAGGGCAUCCUCAUCGCCUGCCUGCUGGUGCUCUCCGGGAUGUUCAGCGGGUUGAACCUGGGGCUGAUGGCGCUGGACCCCAUGGAGCUGCGCAUCGUGCAGAGCUGCGGCACCGACAGGGAGAAGAGGUACGCGCGGAAAAUCGAGCCCAUCCGCAGCAAGGGCAACUAUCUCCUCUGUUCACUUCUUCUGGGCAACGUCUUGGUGAACACCAGCCUCACCAUCCUGCUCGACGACCUCACCGGAUCGGGCCUGGGCGCAGUGGUCGCCUCCACCGUGGGCAUCGUCAUCUUUGGGGAGAUCGUGCCCCAGGCGCUGUGCUCCCGCCACGGGCUGGCCGUGGGCGCCAACACCAUCACGGUGACCAAGCUCUUCAUGUUCCUCACCUUCCCGGUGUCCUUCCCCGUCAGCAAGCUGCUGGACGUCCUGCUGGGCCAGGAGAUUGGCACCGUGUACAACAGGGAGAAGCUGGUGGAGAUGCUGAAGGUGACCGAGCCCUACAACGACCUGGUCAAGGAGGAGAUGAACAUGAUCCAGGGCGCCCUGGAGCUCCGGACCAAGACGGUGGAGGACGUGAUGACGCCCCUGGGGAACUGCUUCAUGAUCCAGGCGGACGCCGUGCUGGACUUCAACACCAUGUCGGAGAUCAUGGAGAGCGGAUACACUCGCAUACCCGUGUAUGACGACGAAAGGUCCAACAUCGUGGACAUCCUGUACGUGAAGGACCUGGCGUUUGUGGACCCGGACGACUGCACCACCCUGAAGACCAUCACCAAGUUCUACAACCACCCCGUGCACUUUGUGUUCCAUGACACCAAGCUGGAUGCCAUGCUGGAGGAGUUCAAGAAAGGUAAAUCCCACCUGGCCAUCGUCCAGAAAGUGAACAACGAGGGGGAGGGAGAUCCCUUCUACGAGGUGCUGGGAUUGGUCACCUUGGAGGACGUCAUUGAGGAGAUCAUCAAGUCAGAGAUCCUGGAUGAAUCUGACCAGUACACUGAUAACAGAAACCGGAAAAGGGUGGAUCCCAACAAGAACAAACGCGACUUCUCCGCCUUCAAGCACGACGCCGACAGUAAAGUGAAGAUCUCGCCGCAGCUCAUGUUGGCAGCUCAUCGCUUCCUGGCCACAGAGGUGAGCUUGUUCAGCCCAUUCCAGAUCACAGAAAAGGUCUUACUGAGGAUCCUCAGACACCCGGAUGUCAUCCAGGAGCUCAAGUUUAACGAAAAUGACAAACGCUCGCCGCAGCACUUCCUCUACCAGAGGGGUAAACCGGUCGACUACUUCAUUCUCAUUCUGCAGGGGCGAGUGGAGGUGGAAGCUGGAAACGAAAACAUGAAGUUUGAAACUGGCCCAUUCUCCUAUUAUGGAGUCAUGGCUCUAAGUACACCAUCACUGGAGUUCCGUUCUCCGUCACACGGGGGCAACCUCAACCGCUCUGCGUCACUGAGCUGCACCGAGCGCACUCCAGAAAGUGGCUCUGUCGGCGGGAGCAACAAUCAAAUCCCAGGCACCCCCUUCCAGUACAUACCAGACUUCUGCGUGCGUGCUCUCACUGACGUGCAGUUUGUCAAGAUCACUCGUGCUCAUUACCAGAACGGUCUUCUGGCGUCCAGGCUAGACAGUACGCCGCACUCGCCAGAGGGCAGUCACACUCGUCUGGACAUGUCCAUCUCCCUGCCCCCCGUCACGCCACCGGGGACACACACUCCACUGCCUCUGGCCACACCGCCUGCAAAGCGGCCACCCUCUACAGCUCAGCCGACACCGCCGGGCAGCCGCGCCGCUCUGCCCCAGACCACCUCGUCUUCCUCCUCCAGCCGCAGGCCAAGCCAGUCUCUGCCCCAAGCCACUCCCCCCACCAGCAACCACGCCUCCCUCUCCCAAACCUCCCUGUCCUUCGUGAGUAUGGCACAGUGCACCCUGAAGCCCCAUCCAAAUCUGUCUUCCAAGCCCCAGCAGUCGUCGCCCUCUGCCGGACCGGAGAACGGGCCAGGAGAGACCACCGUUUUGCUAAGUGAGCAGCAGAACUGUGUUGGCCCCCGCAGGCCCAGCCACACACAGGCGCACCCUCACCCACUCGUUCACACCAUCAGUCACGCACACACUGAGAGCACCAUCUAACUGAAAUCCCUGUGGGUAAACUAAACUACCUGUGCAUUCACAUGACACACUGCUACUUGUUCCUGUUUGCUUGUUGUCUCCUGAACUUUUCUGUAAAUGUCAGAGGGAAGCUGAGGAUCAGCACGUCAUGAGUAUCUUUUAAACAGAGAUCCUCCUUUAUUCCCUCAUGCAUGCUCCCGCCCAACCCCGCUACCCCCCAACACUGAAAAAGAUCAAGGCCAGACGAACAGGGAACACUGAGUCAGAAAUGACGACAGAGGUGCGUGUGUGUGUGUGUGUGUGUGUGUGUUUGUGUGUGUGUGUGUGUGUUUGUGUGUGUGUGUGUGUUUGCGUGCGUGCGUGCGUGUGUUUUUUGUUUUUUUUAAGGAUCAGUUUACCCAAAUUGCAAUAAGACACAUUUUCUAACUUUGGUAAAUAAUUUGGUGGUCAGCCUACCGUUGCAAUGACAACCUACCACAGAGUUCUGAACCUGAGGUGCUGUUUCAAAUAUUUGUCGUAAAUUGAUUUCGUCCCAUUUCUGAUGACUGGAAAAUUAUGCACGAUAGCUACCUUAAAACAAAUCUAUGAGAAUUUUACAUUUUAAUUUCCAUCUACAAUUUUCCAAAGUUGGAGAGCAGUAUAAACAAAAUUCUGUCGCCCUCCAUUGCAUUUUGAGCCAGGUGCCUCGAACCCUGUGCGCGAGCUGUGGGUCAGACAAAACAAGACAUUUGAACCUUGGUCUGUGGGAAAUUAUAAAAUAAAUAAUUCCAUUGUUGCUGCCCAGCAGUAUAUACAUCUUAUAUUGUCUGCAAUAUCGGUGCUAUUAUUAGCAAUUUCUUAUGCCACAUUCAUGUCACUUCUAAGUAUCGUUCACAUCAACUUCCAAGUCAAUUAUUUCAACUGGGUGAGUGAUGUUUUUUUUAGAAAGCUUCUCUAGCAGCAGGUUCUCAAGUUCUCAGAUGCUUAGCAUGUACAGUGGGUGCUGUUUCUAGUUUAGCUCAUUGUACACAAUGAUCUUGACUUUUGGUGACAUGUAUGAAGUUAGGCUCAAAAUAUGAGAGGGCUUUCUCCUUAAAGCUACAGUGUGUAAUAUUUAGAAGAACCUAUUCACAGAUAUUGAAUAUAUUCCCCAUAACUAUGUGUUCAUGUAUGUAUAAUCACCUGCAACAAAGAACCAAUAUUUUUUGGUCGACUAAAUAUAGUUACAUUAGGUGGACCUUAUUCGCCAUGUUGCUACGUCGUGUUAAAUACUGUUGCAUAAAACGGUCAAGAAUACGGGCAUUCCUGUUGAAUUUUCAGCUCUGCCAUAAAGUGUCCCUGUCAGUUGCUCAGUUGGUUGCGGUUUGCAACUUUACCACCAGAUGCCGCCAGAAAAUUACAAAAAUUACACACUGGGGCUUUAACUCAAAAGAUUUUAGAGCAACUACCUUAUAAUUUAGUUAAUUUUAUUUAUUUAAUUUUGUUCUAUUUCUGCUCACAGAAGACUUCUAUGCUCUCAGAGUUUUCUAGCUGAAUCAGUUACUGGCCAGACAUACAUGUAGUUCUUUUCUGGGGAAGUAGCUACCAGUGAGGCCGCUAGGGGGUGCUGCUCCCUUCAGCAUUCUUCAACAAAAAAUGCCAAACAUUUGCUGUCUCCAGCUUCUAAAAUUUGCGGGCUAUUUCUUUGAGAUUUUAGCUGCUGGUUAGACAGAAAGUAUUUUUCAUUAUUUCGGACAUUUACUGGACAAAAACAAAUAAUUGAUUAUGCAGGCCCUACAGUAUGUACAUCUUAAAUGUAUUUGUAAUUUGUGUGAACUGACCCUUUAAGUCACCACCAGUUAGGCUAACAGAACACUUACAUUCCCACCUGGAGUGUCCAGACCAUUGCUGCAUCACUCAAACCUGCUUCACAGGUUACUGUUAGAGAAUUUUGCCUCUUAAAUUUAAUUUUACUUUUCCAAAGAUAGAAACCUCCACAAAGCACUGAAGUGAAUGGUGAAGUUUUUCUUUUUUUGCAGGAUUUUUGGCAGGUCUUGUUAUACAUCACUUUUUUGAAUGAGUAUGAUCGUUGGCGUUAGGACGACUUUUAGGAAGGCAGAGUCGUGACAGCCUGGUGUGAACAAAUUCAUUUAUCUGUGUUUCCUGCCUGUGUCUUUGCUGAGCGGUCUGCACUAAGUCAGUUCAACUACCAGCAAAUGGACCAGAUUCACUCGACUGAACAGCUUCUGAAAGUUAAACAAUCACACCAGUGAUGUUGCUUGAUUCCGGUCAUUUAAUGCAAACUGUUGUUACUUUGCAUUAUUCCUGAGUUUCUGCAAACCAUGCUGUACUUAAAAAAAUAUAUUUUUGGAUAAAUUUCACCAAUUCAGAUGCUUCCAUUUUCGUUCCAUUCUAUAUGGCUUCAAAUUCAAUUAUCAGACUCUUGAAAUUUCAGUUUGAGAUGUGCAAUGUGUAUUUAAACUGCAUACUACAAAAUGUUAAUGGCCCAAAAAGAAGUAAAAACAGACUUUAUAUUAACUGUGAUGAUUUCAUGAUCACUGUCAUUUGAAUACAUCUCCGAAUCUCAUUUAAACCUCAAAAUGGAAUUAUAACUUGAGCUCCAGCUGCUGCAGGACUGGACAUAUUUUUAGGUUUUACAUAUCUUUAAAUGAAAGCAAACAAAUGGACUGUGACUCUUUUUAUUAUAACAAUUAAUUUAAACAUUAUAUUGAUAAUAUAUUUUUUGAUAUCAGUUUAUUAACUGAUAAUAAUUAAACUCUGUAAAAGCCAAUCCUUAUUCCAGUGGAAACACUUGAGUCUGAAAAUUCUUUCUUACAGCCAACAGGAAAAAAUGAAAAUCAAUGGCUGCCUGAUUAGCAUUGGAAAAACAAAAUUUUAAAUUAUGCAGGAUGCAAUGGGAAGUAGCCAGCAAUAACAAAUAAUACGUGUAAUUUGUAGUCAAGAGGCCAAAACUUCUAGAAUGACUGGUAUGAUCCUUUAAGUCACUGGUACUCGUGCUGUGAAGGAGGGUGUCUUUCUGGCCCACCUCCCGGCCAAGGCAAGAUGUUUUAAAUAAUUUCAUUUCCAAGAGAGAAAUUAAAUUAAGAUAUUUAUUUUGCACAAUAUUGUAUUGUAUAUGUAUUUGACAUUCAGUUUGUUUCAUUCAAUUUUUUUUUCUUUUUUCUUUUCUUUCUUUUGUUCUUGAAAACACUGCAGACUUAGCUGGCAGACAUGCUGCAUACAUGAUGUGACACCACACUCUUUAUUAUGAACAGUUUCCACUGAUCAUCGCCACCAAAUAUUCACUGUGAAUGAUGCUCAGUCCGAAAUCAUCAUAAGGUCAAGUCAUAAACAGCUGACCAAACUGGACCUGAUGUUCGCUGCGUUACUGUACAUUUCACUACCGUGAAAUGACGGACUGUGUUCAUGUAUGUCACAACUCUUGGCUGGAAAUAUAAUGUAUUUCUCAGCCCCCAAUUUGGGUUGAAAAAGGUGACUUGAAGACCAAGUAACCCUGUAGUUUAAUGCUCACAGUGACAAGUAUGUUCACAGCACAGUUGGCUCCUCAAUUCAAUUCCAUCUGCUGUGCAAGUUUAACAAAGGCAUUGCUACAUAUUCUCUGCACAAGACUACUUUAUUACAGAGUCUGAUAACAUACUGCAACAAAGACCCGACCAAGCUCUUUCUCUCAAAGGCCCUGGAAUGUUUUGAUUGUAAGGCCGUAACCAGGAGUCAAACUCAACUAUAUUGAUUUGUUUUGGAUUUGUCCUCGUUUUUGGUUUCAGCUAUAUUUUCUGAUAAUUUAGUUAUAUAAAAUGAAUUUCUUGACAUUUUGGUAAUUAUACUUAUUUGCUUUCUUGUUGAGAGCUAGAUGAGAGAAUUGAUACUGCUCACACAUCUGUAUGAAGCUGGAGCCAGGAGGCAGUUAGCGGAGCUUAGCAUAGACGACUGGAAAGAGCACUAUUUAACAUGUUGUAUCAUGUUUGUUGUAAGGUGCUCUAUGUAAGUUGAUGCUAUUGCUACAUAGCCAAUGUUAGCAUUAACACAUGUUUAUACCAAUCAUUUAGCUAAACCAACAGCUGUGUCCCAAUUCAGGGGUCACAUCCUUCGGAGGCUGCAUUUAAAGACUGGUUCCGUCACAGUGGCCCGACCGGGCUGUCUUAAUUCGAGGGCUCCUUCAAAUGUGGCCGACAUAUGUGGCCAUUCUAUUCCCAAUCAACAGAGGAUCUAACCGGAUCCUUCUUGGUCCAACCUAUCCUAGGAUUAAUUGCACAUUAGUGACAACGCUAAGGAGCUAGCCACGCGGGCGGCUGAGCUGCACUAAGUGCAGCGGCUCAAAGUAGUGAACAAUGCAAUGGCAAGAAUGGCAUAAGUCUUCUUUCGGUUUUGGUCUUUGUGGUCUACGAAGGCAACUUCUUUGUAGAGCGAGUCAGCUGAAUGAUGUGGCCCCUAAACUGGGACACAUCUUAUGUAAGUUCGGCAUCAAACUUUACUUUUACAUUCUUUUAAGAGCUGUCUUUUAUUUCCAACACUUUUCUGCUGAAGUUAGCAUACUUAUCAGCUAGUCUGGCCAGCCUGUCUCAUCACUUUGUGAUAGCCAGUCACGAAGAAGUAGAGCUGCUCAUAGGAUGAAUUAUAACCUCUCGUCUUGUAAUCAGAACAAUGGCUGAAGCUCUUGGCCAGUGAUCAUCACCACCACCUGCUCAAGGCAAAACAACAACAACAACAACAAACAAACAAACAAAAAAGGUUCAGCCGCAGAGAAAACUUACAAAUGGCACCUUUAAUAAUUUUUUAAAAAUCUGAUAGAUAGAACUAUUUUAUGGCCCUAAAGCCCCAACUUUUUGAUUUCAUAUUUCUCUUUAUAUAGCCUCAUAGGUGAAAAAAAAUUGAUAUAACCUGUUCAUUUAGGAGCAUUAAGAGGUGUUGCCAUCAGUUAAUCGCCUUCUGACUCUAGCUUCAUUUUUACUGAAACUCACAAAAUGUCCUUGGGGAUCAAGCUCUGCACAUCGCCACAUUGGCAGGGAUAGCAUCACUGAAUGCUGGAUGAAAAACCUGAGGUAAAAAAAAAAAUAGAGACAAUAUCCCAAACUUCUGAGACAAAAAUAAAUGCUGAGAAGAUGACAAGUUUAAUUCAACUCUCGUAUCCAGGAGCCAGCAGGCGGUGGCCUUAGCUUAGCAUAUCGUAGAGGCAAAAAGCAGGGAAAAAUAGCUACCUCAAAAGCUCUCUAAUAAAAAUAUUCUACCUCACUAUAACUUAGUAAAACUAAAUAAUAAGUUGUGGUCCUACAGGUGGUUAUGUGCCAGACAGUUCAAAAGCAACUGAUUUCUGAGGAUUACUUGUACAAAAUGUAAUUAAACAGAUUAAUCACGAAAAAAAGUGUUAAUUAGUGAGCUUGGGAUAGGCUUUUGUAAAGCCACAUGGCUGUGGCUCCAGCAAUAGAUAUGAGAGUAGCAUCAAUAAUCUUAACUAACUCUCAGCGAGAAAGCAAGUAAGUGCACAUAUUUAUUAACCCUUGAGCUAACAAGUGUGCCAAGGGUUAAGGAUUGAUGCUCGAGGACACUUACAGCACAAUAGAUUAAGAUUUCAAUGAACAACAAACAUUCCACAGCAUGUCUUUGUGCUGAUUCACACCAGUGGUGUUGACCAUGUCUUUGCUGGGAAAUAGAUGUAGUAUGGAAAACCCUUGUGUUGUUUUCUGCAACUGGUAUUAUGUGUAUGUGUCCAUCGUGACAUUACAAACAGGGGAUUCAUUCAUACACAUUGCACUUAAAACAUUGUGAUGUACAUUUGAAUGCGUGUUUAAAUGAUAUUGCACCUAUUCAACCUGUGCUUGGGUGAUGUUUGGUUGUGUUUCAAUGGACUUACAACGCAGAGAAGAAGAGGUUACGUGACAAUGAGUGAAGCAGCUCAUUCCUCUUGUGUGUGUGAUGGGCCGAGCUGAGAUGUUUAAGCUGCUAGCAUGUAAUCUACCUAUAUAUUUUCUAUGUAUGGAGUGACACUGAAAUAAUUUAAGUGACUGUAAAGAUUGAUUAUUUUGUUAAUGCUAUACUAAAGGAUAUUUAUUUGGAAAGAUACAAAUGGUGGGAAUAAAGGCAUAAGGUAGCACUGAUUUAAAAACACUUUAAACUUAUUAUUAUUAUGUAGCAUAAGUCUGAAAAAGUGAAUAUUCCAAAGCAUUUCUUUUUUCCUUUGUGAUUGAUGAUUUCUGGAGUGAGAUGAUCAAGGCGGCAUUACCCAAAUGACAAAAAUGAGCUCCUGAACUGCAACCCCAACAGCCUAUUGUGUAGCAAUAUGUUAAAAUAUAGAUUGGGUAUAUGCACCACUAAAGCCCCACAUCAACUGUAAUGGGCACAAAGGUUUAUCUUCCUAAUAUAAGAUUUUUUUUUCUCAAAGUCCCACUGUCAAAGUCUAGUAUAUAACUCAAUUGUUUGACUUUUAUCCCCAACAAUCUGCGUUGUUGUUUAUAAAAUUGCCAGCAACCGAAGCUGGGGCCAGGCAGUACCACACAGUGCACAGGAGUGGGAGGCACUGGGGGAGACAAUGGAGGCCCAGCAGCUCAUUUUUACCCCGGGGCCCCCUUACAGGUAUAUCCGGCCAUGGAGAAGAUUGUCACUGUGAAAAACUAGAUUUUAUUCGGCAGAAACUCUCAAUUCUCAAGGUUGAGAGGGAAAACCUGCUUGUUGCAAAUACACAGUUGACAUAGCCUUACCGUAUAUUUAUAGAAAAAUCUAGACCUGCCUGCUGGUUCAUAUAGGUCUCCUGUAGCAAUUGGUCCUGUGCUGGUUUCCAAUGAAGCCACUGGUUGGCUGUGGGAAAUGUGAAAUCAAUUGUUUUACUUAGUAAUGUUUUUUUUAAAUUUUAUUUAUUGUAACCCCUUCAUUUAUUGUUUCCUUUAUUUUUUGUUAUAGAUGCACACCUGGGGUGCUGUUCUGUGAAACGGGCUUCCAGCUGUUCAGGCACAGCUUUUGUCGGGUGACCUUACCCUGAAACACUGUGUUCAGUUCUCUGAUUGCUGUUUGUGUUAUAUUACUGUAAAUACUCUGUACAUGAAGACAUGGGCAUUUGUGUGAUGCUGAGAGAGAUAUUGAAAAUAGAUCUAUUUAUAAUGAGAUAUGGUGUUAUUUUAGGUUUUUAGCUUUUGUUUUCCUAGGAAGGCAUUACAUAGCAAUAAACAUUGCACAGAGUUGACCUCAAAUAAUUAUCCUCUGUAGCUGGCUUCUUUCUGUUUUUGUCAUUAGACAUGAAAACCAAAGCUUCUGUCUCAGCCAUAAUCCUUGCUCCUCUCCUUUCCCAUCCUGUAUCUCCCUUUUCCUUCUCUUCCCAUGCUUCAAUUUGUCACUUUACUAUUUUUCACCCUGCACUUAUUUUUGCUAUGCUCCCGCUGCUCAGACGUAUUGAAAUUCCACCAACUUCGACUUCUGGUCUGACUUGCUAAGCCAUUGUCAUUGUUCAAACCUUUGCUGUAAUGGGACUGGAGCCAAGUGUGUGUGUGUGUGUGUGUGUGUGUGUGUGUGUGUGUGUGUGUGUGUGUGUGUGUGUGUGCGCGUUUGUGCGUGUGUGCGCGUGUGUGCGCGUGUGUGCGUGCGUGUGCGUGCGUGUGUGUCUGUGACUUAUCAGCAGCUCCUGUGGUGUUGUUUUUUAGCCCUGCAGCGGUGUGAUGAUUAGACCAGCCCUAAGGUUAAAUAUUUUCUGGUCCAGAGUUUCCAGACUUUCUCAGGCCAGUGACUUUUCCAUACUGUGUAUCAUUCACAAGUUAGCUGUUUGAGGUUUAAUUAAACAAGCUGAAGAAGAGUGAACCAAAACAUGUUUUGCAUCUAUGAUCAUCCUUUUUUUGAUAUAUUAAUGUUUGGAUUUUUUUUUACACAUGGAGCGAUAAUGAGGCAGUUGAGCUUUGGAUUCGACCAUAAACGCUCAUACUGAAGUGAAAUAUAUAUUUCCCUUUUCAUUUCUCCAGGGUGUAUACAGUAGAUGCAUAAUAUCUAUUUGGAUUCUACUGCAACACGUUUGACUUGCUGUGAUUUUUGUUUUUGUCUUUGAUUGUAAGGGUUGGGCAGAGCUGGAGGAGACUCGAGACUGUGUAACUUAAAAGCAAUGUGUACAUACUAUUUUAUAACUACUGUAAGGCAUUCGAAGAAAUCUAUGGGGUUAAUAAACCUGAGAUAUAUUUCUCUACAGAAAA